UCUUUCCAUCUCUUUUCCUUAUUGGGUUCCACAAAGGACACUAGUUUCUCACUUUCUGUACUCUGGCCAGCUUUCAUUUCUGCCACAAACAACAAAAACAAACAAUGUGCCCACAUUCAGGCACACACAGUCCUCCUCCACUCUCUUUUUGAAUUUUGAAAAUGGCCGCUUUGUGUUUUGGUGGCUGCAUUUGCUUCACUCUCUGAUGACCCUCAUUCUUCAAACAGGUCCAAAUUAAUUAUUUAUUGAUCCUGGUUUCACUUUCAGCAUGAAAUCAGGACCAAAGGAUGGCUGGCACUCUAUCAUGCCUCUAUGUUUGAGAGGGAAAUCAGCUUCACGUUUUUGCAUGUUUCCAAAUUUGAAGGCAGCAGACUGCAGUCCAGGAAACGUACCUGUCUAUCUAAAUGUUUAUGACUUGACACCUGCAAAUGGCUAUGUUUAUUGGGCAGGUGUUGGUAUCUUUCACUCUGGGGUGGAAGUCUAUGGUGUAGAAUAUGCCUUUGGAGCCCAUGAGUACUCAUCAAGUGGUGUCUUUGAGGUUGAACCUCGACAAUGCCCUGGCUUCAAGUUUAGAAGGUCAAUUUUCAUUGGCACAACAUGCUUGGAUCCUUUCCAGGUUAGAGAGUUCAUGGAGCGUCAAUCUGCAAACUACAAUGGUGACACAUACCACUUGAUUGUUAAGAACUGCAACCAUUUCUGUCAAGAUAUAUGCUAUAAGCUGACUGGAAAAUCGACACCAAAAUGGGUCAAUCGCCUCGCAAAAAUAGGUUCAUUUUGCAACUGUAUACUCCCAGAUGCCCUUAAGUCGACCACUGUUCCACAUGACCCCAAUUUCCCAGGAUAUGAAAGUGAAAAAAAGAGACUAAGAAGUGCCUUCACUUGCUUGUCAUCAAUCUCAAUGCCUCAGAGGGAAGUAUCGAUGUCGUCAUUAUUUCUACAUUCGCAUUAUAAAGGCUGCCUACCACCAUGGGAGUUUAAAAGGUCUAGAAGUGGCUCAUUGAAAAAAGGGUGAGAAAAACUUUUUUUGGUCUGAAGGGUGAGAAAAACUUAUACAUCCUUCAUUAGUCUCUUCAGUUUAAAGAAUACAGACCAGCUGCUGGGAUUCUUGCUGAAUCGCUUUCAUCAUUCAUGAGUCCCUCGGAGGGAAAAUAUGUUGUUUUGAGAUUGCUGCAUGCCUGUGUAAAGCCACCAAGUUAGUGGUCUGUCGUGGUAGCCAGUUUGCGGAGUGUGCUUGUUGUAUUUGUACGAUAGUAAUUUAAAUCUGAUGUUAGAGUUACUGAUGUGCAGUAAUGUAAUUAUAAGAGAACACCCCAAGAUUAUUUGUGUGGUUCGUCUCAACAUGUAUCAAUGGGGGAAAUCAGAGAGCUUCAACUAGCAUGUGUUCGACUGCUGUUUUUCUUCCCUGAUGGAAGAGGUCUUAAAUUCCUUCUCCUUGACAAAACGAGUUAAAUAAAUAAAGGAAA
Messenger RNA from Rosa chinensis, 1463 nucleotides. RefSeq names its product deSI-like protein At4g17486. The transcript has 4 exons. NCBI's taxonomy places the organism in Eukaryota, Viridiplantae, Streptophyta, Magnoliopsida, Rosales, Rosaceae. Gene Ontology annotation, molecular function: deubiquitinase activity. The record is from RefSeq and is a predicted model, not a curated record. Gene Ontology annotation, biological process: protein deubiquitination. Bases 269 to 1012 code for a protein of 247 amino acids.